AUGAGAGCCACACAAACUUUUGUAUUCGCUUUAUUGCAACAUGGAGUGAUGGCGGCGAGAUCGACAAUAGCUAUUGCCCCUCUGGAAAUCCAAGGAAAGACUCCAUGUUGUGUGGAUCGAUUGACCACUUUGGCUUGUUCCCGACUGGCGGCAACGAGGAAACGAUAUUUCGAUCAUCAAUGCGCAAACAAUGCCGAUUUCGCAUUUGUGCAAUGCUGUGCAAGUUGUUUCAACAAAAAGAAAGAAGGAAGCAGAAGGGAUUAUGAGGUUGCGGCAAAGAAGCUCCUUCUUGACCCAUACAGUACGACUUGUUCCGAUCGACGGGGACCCGUUUGGUGUCACAAAAUAUUGAAUAGGGAAAGCCUUUAUGGAACAAGAACGGAAAGUGCUCACUCGUGUAAAUCUUUCCCUUUCGCUUUCCGGGAGUGUCGACAGAGUUGUGGAUUUUGCUCACUUGGGCAGAAUACGAGCAGGCUGAGAUACAACUACACGAUAGCCACUGAUCCCCGGAGAUGUACCUCGAAAAUCUAUUACGCGCUGGAAGUUGGAACUUUCGCUCCAUCAACGAUCAAAAUGCCGAUGGCAAAGAAUUACACAACAAAAGUCAUCGAUGAGAUCCCGGUGGUCACCACGCCGACCACGGAAACGCACAAAUCGAGAAUCAUCUUGGGUAUCUAUUCGAAUUUCACUAUUCCACCCACUGAGCCCGGGGAGCAAAUUGGUGAAAAUGUUUUCACAAGUGAUCCCGAUGAAUAUAUUGUUGAGACAACUGAAUCGACGGAUAUGGAAUCGAGGGAAGAAGAAGAGAAAGAAAUGAUAACGACAGAGAAAACUGAAACGACGACAGAGUUCGACCCAUUGGCCCAUUUGGAUUUGGAGCGCCGGCGGAGAAAGCAUAAAGGAUAUUUUAUCGCCGAAAUCACCGAAAAUGAUCUCUCCUAUGAAGGGCCACGAGAAGUGGAACCCGAGUUU
Molecule: messenger RNA, 972 nt
Organism: Mesorhabditis belari
Lineage: Eukaryota; Metazoa; Nematoda; Chromadorea; Rhabditida; Rhabditidae
Source: the annotation of a GenBank genome assembly